GGAGGGAGGAGGAGGAGGACCAGGAGGGAGGAGGCGGCGGCGACCACGACGGGCUUGCCAGGAUGGCGACGGUGGUGCUGGAACCCGAGUCGGAGCCGUCUUGUAGCCUUCCCAGCGCGGUGCCCCCUUCGCCGAGCCUGUCGCACCGUUUUCUCGACAGCAAAUUUUAUCUGCUGGUCGUAGUGGGCGAGCUGGUCACCGAGGAGCAUCUGAGAAGAGCCAUAAGCAAUAUAGAGCGAGGUAUCCGAUCAUGGGACACAAACCUCAUUGAAUGCAACUUGGAUCAAGAACUUAAACUUUUUGUAUCUCGCCAUUCAGCUCGAUUCUCUCCUGAUGUGAGAGGUCAGAAAAUCCUUCACCACAGAAGUGAAGUUUUAGAAACCGUUGUGCUGAUUAAUCCUUCAGAUGAAGCAGUCAGCACUGAGGUGCGUUUAAUGAUAACAGAUGCUGCACGACAUAAACUUCUGGUACUAACUGGGCAGAACUUUGAAAAUACAGGCGAACUCAUUCUUCAGUCAGGAUCUUUUUCAUUUCAGAAUUUCAUUGAGAUCUUCACAGACCAAGAGAUUGGAGAAUUAUUAAGCACUACUCACCCUGCCAACAAAGCCAGCUUAACACUUUUCUGUCCUGAGGAAGGGGACUGGAAGAAUUCAAAUCUUGACAGACACAACCUUCAAGAUUUCAUCAACAUUAAGCUGAAUUCUUCUUCUAUUUUGCCUGAAAUGGAAGGGCUUUCUGAAUUCACAGAAUACUUGUCAGAAUCAGUGGAAGUACCAUCACCAUUUGAUAUUUUGGAGCCACCAACAUCAGGAGGCUUUUUGAAACUUUCUAAGCCUUGUUGUUACAUUUUCCCAGGUGGAAGAGGAGAUUCAGCACUGUUUGCUGUGAAUGGGUUCAACAUGCUUAUCAAUGGAGGAUCAGAGAGAAAAUCUUGUUUCUGGAAACUCAUCAGACAUUUGGAUAGAGUAGAUUCAAUUUUGCUCACUCACAUUGGAGAUGAUAAUUUGCCAGGAAUUAACAGCAUGUUGCAACGGAAAAUAGCAGAAUUGGAAGAGGAGCAGUCUCAAGGCUCAACUACCAAUAGCGACUGGAUGAAAAAUCUAAUUUCACCUGAUUUGGGAGUUGUAUUUCUUAAUGUUCCUGAAAGCCUAGGAAACCCUGAUCCUAAUUUGCAAUUAAAAAGAAGUGUAGAAGAAGCUUGUUUUACGUUGCAAUACUUAAACAAGCUAUCCAUGAAACCGGAACCUCUCUUCAGAAAUAUAGGAAACAACACUGAACCCAUUAUCCUUUUUCAAAAAAUGGGUGUAGGGAAACUGGAAAUGUAUGUGCUUAACCCAGUCAAAAACAGCAAAGAAAUGCAAUAUUUUAUGCAGCAGUGGACAGGUACGAACAAAGAUAAAACUGAACUAGUAUUACCAAAUGGUCAAGAAAUAGACAUCCCAGUUUCCUACCUAACUUCAAUCUCAUCAUUGAUUGUAUGGCAUCCUGCAAACCCUGCUGAAAAAAUAAUCAGAGUUCUUUUCCCAGGGAACAGUACACAGUAUAGCAUAUUAGAUGGCCUAGAGAAGCUCAAACAUUUGGACUUCCUUAAACAACCAGUAGUGACACAAAAAGACUUAAGUGGUAACCUGACAAGUCCAGCAGUUAAGCAGACAAAACUGAAGCAGAGAACAGACAGUAAAGAAAGUCUCAAGCCAAUCACUAAAACGCUGUCUACAAAGACUGUCAGAAAAGAAUCAAGAGAGGAGGCCUCUGACACUGGGAAAUCUAGCCCACCAGAAAAGGCUCAAAAAGCAGAAAAACCCAUCAUAAAAAAGGAAAAACCAGCAAAAAGUGAAAGUAGGCUUUCUGUGACUGAAAAGGACCUAACAGCAAAGGAGCAACAAAUUGUGAAAUCUGAAACUGUUGAAAAACAAGCCACUGAUGUGAAACCAAAAGUAAUAAAGGAGAAGCAUGUGAAAAAGGAAGUGAAAGUAAAACCAGAAGAAAAACAAGAGGAGAAAGAAAAGUUAAAGAAAGAGGUGCCUAAGAAGGAUGAAAAAUCCCAGGCCAGGAAAGAGGAAAAGCCUAAAAAGGAUGAUUUGAAGAAAGAAAUAAAGAAAGAAUCUAAAAAAGAGCCAAAGAAAGAAGCUGCUCCAAAAGAAUCCAAAAAAGAAGAGAAAAAGGAAGUAAAAAAGGAAGAAAAGAAAGAAAUCAAGAAGGUUCCUAAGGAAAUAAAGAAAACCUCUGCUACUUUGCCUGAAUCAAAGAAGAUUACGGCAAAGUCAAAACCACAGAAAAAGGAAGAACCCGUCAAAAAAGAAAGCGGACUUGCUGGGAAACCCAAAGAAAAAGUUAAAAGCAAGCCAGUGAAGAAAGAACUCAAAGUGGCUGAAAAAUCAGCUGCAGCAGUGACUGUUUUGGGAGCUGGGGCUGCAACAGUAGCAGCUGUAAGCCUAGCAGCCAGUGGGAAAGAACUUGAAGUCGAGAGGUCACUUAUGUCCUCACCAGAAGACUUAACAAAAGAUUUUGAAGAAUUAAAAGCGGAAGAAGUUGAAGUAGUGAAAGAAACACAGGAAGAUAAAGUUAAAAAUGAAAGCCAGCUAUCUGAUAUAGAACAAAAGGAAGAUUAUACAGUUCAAAAAGAAAAAAUAGAAGGCCCAACUCAUUCUCCUGAUGAAGAUAUCACCGCUGUAGAACCUGAGGGAGAAUGUGAACAAACUCCCGAAGAGCUGGAGUCUGUGGGAAAGGACAAGGUUGAUGACAGUGAAAAAUUUGAAGAGGAAGGAUUAGGAUUUGAAGAAUCUUCUGAGGCAGGUGACUAUGAAGAAAAGGCUGAAACCGAGGAGGCAGAAGUACAAGGGGACAAUGAAGAAGUGCCAACAGGUUUCAAAAAGCAAGGCAUAAAGGAUGUCAUUGAAACAGAGGAGAUUGAAAAAGAAAUGAUAGAAGCCCCUGAAAAUGAAAAAAUGAAAGGGUUAAUGUAUGAUAAAAAAGCAGAAUUUAGAAUGGAGUAUGAGGAUCACUAUGAGGCACAUUUAGAGGAAACAGCAGUUGAAAAGGCAGAAAUGGAGGACACUGAAGAAGAAAUUGAAGAAGACAAAACUGAGGAGGUCAAAGAUGAAGAGGAAACUGAAAAAAUACAAGCUGAAGGAGAUUAUGUCAUGGCUGUAGUAGACAAAGCAGCUGAAGCUGCUGAAAUAGAUGAUAAAUAUGGUUUGCCUAUAACUACUCCAACUAAAUUGUCAGAAUCUUCAUCUCCGGCAAAGGAACCAGCCUCUUCAAUCCAUGAUGAAACUCUACCUGGUGGGUCAGAAAGUGAAGCAACUGUUUCAGAUGAAGAAAACAGAGAAGACCAGCCGGAGGAGUUCACUGCUACUUCAGGUUAUACCCAGUCCAUUAUUGAAAUAUCGAGUGAACCAACUCCAAUGGAUGGAAUGUCAACUCCACGAGAUGUAAUGAGUGAUGAAACUAAUAAUGAAGAAAGUGAAUCUCCUUCCCAAGAAUAUGUUAACAUCACUAAGUAUGAAUCAGCACUGUAUUCUCAAGAUUUUGCUAGACCUAAAGUUGCUGCUCUUCCUGAUGCUUUUAAUGGAUUAUCUGAAGGAUCAAAAACAGAUGCAACUGAAGGCAAAGACUAUAACGUUUCAGCUUCUACCAUUUCACCACCUUCCUCGUUGGAGGAAGAUAAAUUUAACAAAACCUUCCAGGAUCUGUAUCAUCUUCGGGAAAAUGAAUUCAAAACUAUUAAUAAAUUAGAAAUUUCAGAAACUUGGGAUGAGAAGGUUAGCCCAACUACAGAUGAAAGUCCAGCCCCACUAUCACCAGUUGCUAAAACACCUCUUAGUGAACGUAGUGUGAACUUUUCCCUAACUCCUAAUGAGAUCAAAACAUCAACUGAGCCUGUAUCUCUCUCAACACUGCCAGAAAAACAUCAUGAAACCCAGGAAGAGCAGUGUCCCAGCCCUGAUGAUAAAACAUUAGAAGUGGUAUCCCCUUCACAAUCAGCUGCUGGAAGUGCUGGUCACACUCCUUAUUAUCAGUCUCCCACUGAUGAAAAGUCAAGUCAACUUCCAACUGAGAUUCCUGGAAAGACAAUUGAGGUACCAAUCAGUGUUGAAGUUAGUGAUGCCAAAGACAAUGUUGCAAAACACAGAAUAAGCCCAAUGGAUGAACCAGUGCCUGAUUCUGAGUCGCCUUUUGAGAAAGUGCUUUCACCUUUACGAAGUCCACCACUUAUUGGUACAGAAUCUUCUUAUGACACAUUUUUAAGUGCUGAUAUAAAAUCUCUCAAAGAAACUGAAAUUGCCUUUGAAAAGAAUAGUGAAACAGAUGAUUCCAUGUUGCAGAAGAGCUCUGUUUCUGAAGUUACUUCGACAAAUAUUUUCCAGCAGGAUGAAAACGAUUUGGAGCUAACAACUGCAAAAUCAGACAGUCUUCUAGAAAAGAAAAGGGAUGAUUUAGAAACUUCAGAAAUUCAAUCUGCAUUAGUUUUGGAUGAGAGGAAGCUGGCAGAGGUUUCUCCUACUCAAGUGGAUAUUAGUCAUUUAGGCUAUUUCAAAGAGGACACUAAAAUGUCAAUAUCUGAAAGUACCGUCUCUGAUAAAUCUGCAACUCCUGUAGAUGAAGUUGUAGCAGAAGAUACUUAUUCACAUAUUGAAGGAGUUGCAUCUGUUUCCACAGCAUCUGUUGCUACUAGUUCAUUCCCAGAACCGACCACUGAUGAUGUAUCUCCUUCGUUACAUGCUGAGGUUGGAUCUCCUCACUCUACCGAAGUUGAUGAUUCUCUUUCUGUGUCUGUUGUACAAACACCAACUACAUUUCAAGAAACAGAAAUGUCUCCAUCUAAAGAAGAAUGUCCAAGACCAAUGUCUAUUUCUCCACCAGACUUUUCUCCUAAAACAGCAAAGUCAAGAACACCAAUACUAGAUCAUAGAUCUCCUGAACAAUUGACUAUGUCAGUAGAAUUUGGACAAGAUUCACCUGAACAGUCUUUGGCCAUGGAUUUUAGCAGACAGUCACCUGAGCAACCCAUAGUAGGUGCUGGUGUGCACCAUAUAUCUGAAAAUGGUCCCACUGAAGUUGAUUUUAGCCCUUUAGACAUGCAGGAACAUGAAUUUCCAAAUAAAAUAUCACCAGUGGAACAAGUAUGUUUUAGUCAUGAGAAGGAUAUUUCAGAAAUUAUUUCAGUUUCUCAGAUAGAGGCUUCACCUUCACCUUCUACUUCCUCUGUCCAUACACCUUCACAGGCAAGUUCUCCCCUGCAAGAAGAAAUCUUAUCAGCUGUUACACAGUCUAGUGAUAUGCCAUUACAUUCUACAUUUCCAUCAGACAAAAUGCAAAGCUUGGGAGAGAAACUCUCACCAAAGUCUGAUUUAUCUUCAUUGACACCACGGGAAUCUUCUCCUUUAUAUUCACCUAGUUUUUCAGAUUCACCACCCAUAAUGAAAGAAACAAUGGCUGCUUCUCAGUCAUCUCUAUUAUCGCUGCAUGUAUCCCCAGACAAAUUGUUUGGCUAUCAUACAUCAGUAGUUCAAGAUCCUGAGAUAAAACAUGGCCAAGAGCUUUUAGUAUCUAAGGAUCAGGAAGAUACCGAAGAAACAUCCAUAUCACCAGAACCACUUAUUUACUCCUAUAAGGAAAGUGGAAGAACCACUAGGUCACCUGAGACUAUUAGUUAUUCCUAUGAAAAAACAGAGGAAGUCACUGAAUCCCCUGAAACUUUUGAUUACAAGUAUGCUACAACAAAGGAAAUCACCAGAUCAAUAGAAACAGAUAGUUAUUCUUAUGAAACAACAGAAAAACCCACCAAGUCACCAGAAGCCCUUGAUUAUUCUUACGAAAAAUCCACAAAACCGUCGGACUCUGUCCAUUAUCCUUUUGAGUACGCAGAGAAAGCUACCAAAUCACCUGACAUUUCAAGUUAUCGCUAUGAGAAUGACAAAUACUUUGUUUCAGAAAAAUCUGAAAUCCGCCAAGAUGUUGAUUUAUGUCUUGUCUCAUCCUGUGAAUACAAGCAUCCCAAAACAGAACUGUCACCUUCUUUUAUAAAUCCCAACCCUUUAGAGUGGUUUGCAACUGAGGAACAAUCUCAAGACCAAGAAAAGCUGUUAAUUCAGUCUGGAGGUGCUCCACCACCCUCGGGAGGAAAACAGCAAACUCGCCUGUGUGGUGAAACACCCCCAACUUCUGUGAGUGAAUCUGCUCCAUCACAGACCGACUCAGAUGUACCCCCUGAGACCGAAGAGUGCCCUUCCAUUACAGCAGAUGCUAACAUUGACUCAGAAGAUGAAUCUGAAACGAUACCGACAGAUAAAACUAUUACAUAUGAACAUAUUGACCCACCCCCAGUCCCUGUUCAAGAUCGCAGCCCUUCACCUAGGCACCCAGAUGUCUCCAUGGUAGAUCCAGAGACAUUACCCAUUGACCAGAACCUAGGGAAGCCUUUGAAAAAGGAUCUGAAAGAAAAAACAAAAACAAAAAAGCAGGGGACUAAAACCAAGUCUUCUUCUCCUGCCAAGAAGAGUGAUAGCAAACCUAAGCAAGUGGCCUCUCCAAAGCCUGCUGGCUUGAAAGAAUCACUAGAUAAAGUUUCCAGAACAGCUUCUCCAAAGAAGAAGGAGUCUGUGGAAAAAGCUGCCAAAAAUAUCUCUACUCCAGAAAUAAAAUCAUCUCAUAAUGAAGAGAAAGAUAAGGAAACUAAGAAUGCAGCCAAUUCUACAACAUCAAAGUCAGCAAAAACUACAACUUCAGGACCUGGAAAUGGGAAACCAACAAAAUCUAUAGCUGUGCCUCCAGGACCUCCUAUGUAUUUGGACCUGGUCUAUAUCCCCAACCACAGCAAUAGCAAGAAUGUUGAUAUAGAAUUUUUCAAGAGGGUGAGAUCAUCCUAUUAUGUUGUGAGUGGGAAUGAUCCUGCUGCUGAAGAACCAAGCAGGGCUGUCUUGGAUUCCCUGUUGGAAGGCAAAGCUCAGUGGGGAAGCAAUAUGCAGGUGACAUUAAUCCCAACGCAUGAUUCAGAAGUGAUGAGGGAAUGGUACCAAGAGACCCACGAGAAACAACAGGAUCUUAACAUCAUGGUUUUGGCAAGCAGUAGCACUGUUGUUAUGCAAGAUGAAUCUUUCCCUGCAUGCAAGAUUGAACUGUAAAAAAAAAAAAAGCAAUGCAUUUCAACUUUAAACUUUGUUUCCAGAAAUUCUUGAAUUUGAAAAUACUUUUUCUAAAAAUAUAAUCCAUCUAAUUCAGCUGCUGAACUAUAUAUACCUGCCAAAUGCUAUAUACUGUAUCAGAGUGAUGCAAGUCACUAUUUUUUUUUCCAGUCUUUGCUAAUUGCUAAGGGAAAUAACAGUAUUCCCACCAUAGGGUUCAAAUUACUGCAAAACCUGCAGAUUCAGGUUCAUCUUCAUUGAACACUAGGAAACCAUGCACUAGCAAACACUGCUGACUUAUGCCAGGUUGGGGGCCUUUGCCCUUGGAAGAAACAGAGAGAAAAAAGGUGGAGAGAGAGGAGGGGAGGGGGAAGAUAAGUUGGAUGGCGUAGAGGUGAAUAAAAUAAUUAAUUCCUCAUUAGUUACAAAGCAGUCAGUGACUUACCUCCUGCAGUCUAGCAUCCUAGAGAAAGAAAGAUUUGGGUGUUGUUUUUUUCCAGAGUAGGCAUAUUUAAUUUAGUGGCAUCUUAGCUAGAAUAUUAAGUGAAACAGAAUGUGGUUUUUGAAGGAACAUUGCAUUGGAAACACUUACUAUUGGCAACUUCCCAUUCAGUGUUUCAUUGUCACGUAACACAGUUCUCUUAGACAAAAUAUGCAUGUAGUUUGAAUUCCAUUCAGUUUACCAUGCAGACAUGUUGGUCUAAGGCAUGCUCCCAACGAAAAUUUAGAGUUCUUUCAAAUUUGACAAACUUGCAUGCUAAAACACCUGGGUCACUGACAAGUUUACUGAAGCAAAAUACCAAAGCAGUUGGGAGUUCCUAUGGUAGACAAUUUGCCUUAGAAAGUGACUUGAAUGUACAAAGAUACUUGAUGCACUUAUUUUUUAAUGCAAGAUAGCAAGUUUAUAAAACAUCUGUGUAGGAUUAUAGUUACACCAAUAUGGAACUAUGCGUGUGCUACUGGAAAUCUCUCUGAUUGGUCAAACAGCUUGGUGCUAUGAAUUAUGUAUGUAAGUUGAACACUUCAUUGGUGCACCUGAACAGCAAACCUUGCUUGAAGUUAUUUUUUCCCCCUCUCUUUUUUCCUGCUUCCUGGAAGCAUGGAAGAAGAGGUGUUCAGUACCAGAAAAUCAAAAUUAACAAAAAUAUAUGGGAUGUUACAAAAAGGUUGUCUACUCAUCUGUACAGUCUCUGAAGCUUUCUUUUGUCUUACAUUAGUUUGACUGUUAAUUUAAGAGUGAAUAUAGGGACAAAUGUACAGAAUUUUUUAAACUGUGCACAGACUUUUAAUAGAUGAAUUUUUAAACAUGUUUUGUUUACAGGAAAAUGCAGAAAAAAAAAUCAGGUGAAGGCUAAUUUUUAGUAGUUUUGUAAGACAACACAUAGUGUUAUUUUGAGUUCUGGUGAGAAUGAAGUAUGAUAAAACAGUACCAUAUUAAUUGAACGUAGUUUACUGCCAAGGAUUAUCUUGCAGAGAGCACACUAGCAAUAUCAUUAUGUGUUAGUGGUCAAAGAACUAAGGACUGAAAGUUGGCUUUCUUUUAAGCAGGCAGCUUGGAUUGGGGGUUAUUCCAUGGCUUUAUGCAAUCUAAGGAGUCAUUUGUGAUGGCACUAUUUCACAGCACCAAUAAACACAGCUUACGACUGGGGGGGGGCAGGGGUUGCAUCAAACCAGCUUUGUGACAUUACAAGCAGUCCUGUGAGACACCUGUCAAACCCUCCAGUGUUAGUUGGGCAGCAGAGAUCUUGACUUAAUUUUCCUAGCUAUUCCUUUAUCCUACACUGUCUUAAGUAAAAUUAAUUGAAGGAUCCUUCCCCAAAGUAAAACCAGAACAGGGUAUACUGUAUAUAAUGUGAUUCUGUGAAAUCAUAGAAACAUGGAAAAUGUAAUCCUGAUCACAGAUUUUAAUUGAUGAGAACCUCAGCUCCCAGGUACUUCAAAGCUUCUAAUUCCUAGAAUUACAGGAAGGAGAGUGCCUGAUCAGGAUUUCUUACAACCAGAUGGGAUUUAAUAUUUCUCAUCUUUUCCAAUUAGCACACAGAAAAACAAAGUAUGCAAAACUUAUUCAGGUAUGCAUAAUUUCUACAGAUUACAGGAAUCAAUUUUAUGUGUGACUGAGUUUGGGUUGUUUGGUCACACAUUGUUCCACUUGGCUUUGUAGCAGCACCAAUUGAAUGGUGGUGCUAGCAUACCACAACAGUAUGCAACCACACUACUUUCUCCCUGCUGCUUCCAGCACCUUCUAGAGUUGCAGGGUUCUCUGGUUCUUCUCUCAUCUUCCCAAACAUGCCACCACUCCAUUUAUCCAAACAAAUUACAUGUGCCUGGCCUAGUGCAAACGUACUUGCUUAUUUUUUUAAUGUUCAAGACCACCUACUACCGGGAAGCCUACAUUUCAUUGUAAGAUAGAUGGAAAUGAAAAGUCAGAAAAAUAAGAAAAUGUGUGAUGACAUAGUUCUGAUAAUAAUAUUUCUCAUGCUGGUAUAACGUAUUUUCAUGACCAGAGUACAUCUUAUCACUACCUGUAAUAAUACCUCCAUUAUCCUUAAUGUUUUACUUUGCAGCUCUGUACAGAAUUUUCACAAUCUCAUUCUGUCUAUAAUAGGAAUUUGUAUUGUUUUAUUCCAGCCAUAUUUUCAGAAUGCUCUUGAUUUCAUUAAGUAUGGGACAACUACAGCAUUUUGCUUAUUAUAUGUUAUAUAAUUUAUUUUAAUUGUUGCAUUGUUUAUUUUUGUUUCAUUUUGCUAAUUUUUAUAUAUAUUUUAAUAUUACUUUAGAUCCUCUUUAAUUUGGGCUGGGUAGCCCAAUUAAUGCUGUGAAAUAUUGUUUAUGUUUUGUGGAUUUAAAAAUUUUAAUAUUUUGUUUUUGUUUGAUAAUUCUAGCAAUGCUAUUUUAUUUAUUAUUUUACCUUUAGCCAAGAAACACUUCUGUUCUUGUAGCUCUUUAUUUUUCUUGGAACAGUGUAGAUGGAAACUCUAUGGGUUGGGUUCCAAGUCUUUUUAAAAAAACCUGGUAUGAUUGUGGAAUGAAAAGCUUGGGAAAAAUGUAUUUUUGAAAGAAGCAGGAAAGCUGAAUUCCUAAUUGUGAAUGCUGCUUUUGGGAAAUGCAGCAGUGGGAAAACAUUGUCCUAAUACCCAUUAAACAGAAAUAACUACAUGUUAUGUAAUAUAUUUCCUGAAUGUUAUUCUCUCAUACCUCAUCCCCUUUCUUAGCCCAACGGUUGCUAUUUCUAAUACAAUUCUAUAAUCAUCCACUAAUGUGAUAUAGUCCUAACCAUAUGUUCAUCCACAUUGGAUAACCCAGGCCGAUAGUACUAACAGAAGGUUAAAAUGUAAGAGUUUAUUGGACAAAGCUGUUACUCUGCAACACUGUAAGCAUAAUUAUUGCCUUUUACUUAUCCAAGUUGGCUACCUUGAAAAUAUCUGGGUUUCUUAGCAGUGACCAUGCUGGCUGGGGAAUUCUGGAGAAAUUCAUCUGGAGAGUUCCUUAAUAUGGAAAAAUUGACUUAGAUUAUUUAUUCUGAGUGGGUGCCAAGCUAUUGCAAUCAGCUCUGCCAAAUAACAAUGUAAUAUUCCAUUUACUAUUGCUUCAAGAUGAAUUAAUUUUAUGAACUCCCUCCCCCCAAUUUUCUGUUUUUAAGCAAAAUUUAAAGGAUUUACCCAGCAGAAAUACAUAUGUUUAAUUUUCUUCUUGCCAAAAAAUAAAGAAGAAGAAGAAAAGAAAAUGUGAACAAUAAGACAAAAAACUGACUAGAUCAUGGAGGUUGUCAGUCUGUUUUCAGCUGAACUUCUGUGAGGAUUAUUUUUAGUUCAUUCUCAAUAAACAAUAUUAAAUAUAUAUUUAAAUGUGCAAAAGGGAAAUUAAUUUGCUGUCUCCAGAAAGUGAAAACAUAGCAGAUGUGUACAUCAAUAGGUCUGUUGAAGCAAUUGUCUGAAAUCAGCAUGCCAGAUAAUAAUGUAUGCCAUAUCAGAAAUCAAUUCUGUUGUGUGCAGUAGGACUUAUUCCCCAAAAACAUAUAGGAUUGCCACCUUAAUUGAGUUCAAAUUUGGCCUUGACACUCCUUCACACUUUAAGCACAUUAUUGAUCCUCUUGUAAUUAUUUUAGUAUAGCAUCAGAAAUCUAGUUUGAUCGGGAUUUUUCUGUGUGUAAACUUCCCUUUUUACUUUAUGCUUCCCAACUAUUGAAUUCUAAUUCGGCAAAUCUUGAUUUUUAUGGGAAUAUAUGUUCUCUUAUGCAGCCUUCCCUAUUUUACUGCAGUUCAAAUCAGUGGAUUACAAUUUCCAGCAUUGUCAGCCAGCAUGCUAAUUGCUAAGUUUGAUAAUUUAUAGUCCAAUAAUUCUUGUUUUGGGGGGAGUGGAAGUACCAGUUUGUAUAGCUUUUCUCAAAGGUCCCAUUUUGCAUCACUUUUCAAAGGUCUCAUUUUGCAUCAUUGAUUCUAGCAUUAGAACUCUUUUUAAUGUUCUGUUUUCUGGCAACUUGCUCCUGAGAGUUGAGGAAAAUUUCAGGAAUACUUCUGAAAGUACAGGGACAUGUAGUGGGCAUGACAUUGGCAUUUGCCCUGCAUAUGAGUUGAUGUGCCUUUUAGAUCCAAGCCUAUAUUUUCUUUUUAAGUUUCUGAAUAAAGCUAUAGUAGUAGGCUAUACAGUUCAUAAACAAUUGUUUUUGAACAAGCAGGCAUAGGGUUUUGAAUGGCAAUCAGGACUGAAUUUGAAUGGCACUCAAUUCUGGAUUUCUGUUACUGUUGUUUUAGGAAGCUCCUCUAGACUAAACUAAAUGGAACUAAUAGUUGUGUUAGUCACAGCCCUACAUAGUAUAGUGACAGUCAAUCUGAAGUACCAUAAAUACUGUUAUUGUGCUCUGUUACUCAGCACAGGUUACUAGAGGCAUGGUUCAAUAUCAAUUAAAUUAAUAAUUCAAUAUUAAUUAAUGAAACAAAAGUAGAGUGCUAUAUGCAUUCCAGAAAAUUUUAUCAUUGGUAACAUUCCCCUCAUUGUGCUGUUAUGAUAGUACUUUCCCACUGAAUAAAAUUUAGUGACAGCAGUUUAGUUGAGGUCACAUUCAAACUUAAAACAGAUCUUUUGCAUGCCUUUACAUUUUCCUAUGGUGGGUCUAAUUUCUGCAACUACGACAUUUUUAAUUAAUCUUAAUUCUUCAUAAUUUGUGUUUGACUUCACAUACAGUAGUGAAUGAAUCCAAAUGUGUAUACAAAUAUAUUUAGCUGUCUUCAAUAGAUUAAGCGGUUUAGGAACCUUGCAAUACAGAACUAAGAAGCUGUUGGUGUUAAGGAAAACAUUCCAAGAACUUCCAGCUUUGCUACAAGGAGUUAAUUCUGCAUUUUCUACAUCAUGGGUCCUUUCUCCACUAGUAAGCAUCUUCUAGAAUCAUCCCAACAUUGAUGUACCAGGUUAACAAUAAUGAGGACAGAUUUUACAUCACUUGAGUGAUAAGUGAAUGAUGCUAUGAAAACAUUCUUAAGACACUCACUAGUGGAGCAAUGGCCAUAGCCUUUUUCUCCAUGCAUAAGUUCUAGCUCAGAGAUAAUAGAAUUUUUUUGUAGUCUAGAAAUAUUAGUAAUGGGGAAAUGUUAUAUUUAAGCUUACCAAAAAAAAUUGUAAGUGCUCCUUGAUAGUAGAAGAAACCACAAAAAUUGGUCUAAUUAUUUAUGUACAUUUGGAAACUGCAUUGCUUGCCUUGUUAAGGAUGUUUGCUUCAUUUUUUAAACAAAAAUAUUUGUUGUGAUCUUAUAAAAAUAACAAAAUAAGAAAGCAGCAUCAAAACCUUGAACAUUUGGGGGGGAAUUGUUUCUCUGCACUAAAUUAGUUUAGGAGCUCUAGUUGCCCAGAGCGGCUGUUCUAUUCAUACAAGGCUGGGCUGUAAUCACACCAGAAAAAGCACAGUUCUAAAAAUCCAGGAUGCUUUCACAUGAUGGUCUGCAGCCAUCUGAUUCUUCCAAACCAUGGAGAGAAAGUCUUGUCGUGGCUGAGAAGCACCUCACUCCUCUCUCUUGUUCUGAAUGGUCUUGUUUGUGUCAGUCUGCAGCUGUGUAUGGUUUUAUGUCUUAUAAUCCUUCAUCACCUCUAUCCUAUCAAGUCAUAUCUAAAGUAGAAAAUUAGUUUCCAGUGAAAGUAAUAUGUAGUGCUUUUAUGAUAUUUGUGUGCAAUAUCCCCUCUUCCAUUGAGGAUAUUUGAUGUAAAGGAAAUAAGCUCAG
Molecule: messenger RNA, 13336 nt
Organism: Pseudonaja textilis
Lineage: Eukaryota; Metazoa; Chordata; Lepidosauria; Squamata; Elapidae
Gene: MAP1B
Product: microtubule associated protein 1B
Biological process (GO): dendrite development; microtubule cytoskeleton organization; axonogenesis
Cellular component (GO): synapse; dendrite; cytosol
Molecular function (GO): actin binding; microtubule binding
Source: RefSeq, a predicted model, not a curated record